Molecule: messenger RNA, 781 nt
Organism: Solanum pennellii
Lineage: Eukaryota; Viridiplantae; Streptophyta; Magnoliopsida; Solanales; Solanaceae
Exons: 2
Coding region: 43-762 (239 amino acids)
Source: RefSeq, a predicted model, not a curated record
UCAUUCUUUUCGUUUCCGAGGCAUCUUGUGGAGGAUUGUGAGAUGACGAGAACUAGAACUAAUGUUACUGGUGGUAGAGGGGAGGCACUUCCCGAGGCAGUUGUUGAGGCCCCAGCUAGAGGUAGGGGUAGAUCUCGAGCUAGAGGUCGUGCUAGUAGUGCGACAGUAGCCAGAGGUCGUGGACGUGGAGCAGCACCAGUGAGAGGUCGUGCUAGAGAGGUCUCUACCGAACCUCAGAUUGAUGACAGAGAGGACCAGGUUCCUCCAGAUCCCGUAGUCACACCUUUGCUUCAGGAUACGCUAUUGAGGGUGUUAAGUGUGUUAGAGGGAUUUUCUCAGGGUGGUGGUGCAACUACCACACCACAUGACUCUCGUACUAGAGAGGGGGCUCAGACCCAAGAGCAGCAACAAGCUCCAGUUGUUCAGGAUGCGGUGGGGCAACUACCAGUAGAUCCCGCAGUUCAUAAUGAUGUUGCACCAGCAGUUGGGGGUCAAGUUGCAUCGAUGGUUGUUCUGACAGAGGAUGAGCAGCGUAGGUAUGAGAGAUUUCGAAAGAUGGACCCACCUCAGUUUCAGGGUGGGAAGAGCGAGGACGCUCAUGAGUUUCUAACUACCUGCCGAGAGUUACUAGAGGUGGUUGGAUUAGCUGAGUCACAUGGGGUUCGAUAUGCUACACUCCAGCUUCGUGGACCAGCGAGAGACUGGUGGAGGACUUAUUCGGGGGUUUUGCCAGUUGGAUCUCCUCCAGUGACUUGGGAGUAGUUUGCUAGUGCAUUCCAAG